This is a messenger RNA of Chara braunii, 1275 nucleotides long. The record is from the annotation of a GenBank genome assembly. Lineage: Eukaryota; Viridiplantae; Streptophyta; Charophyceae; Charales; Characeae.
UGAAGCUCGACCAUCGUAUGGUGGGGUGUCGCGUUGAAGCCCGACCACCGGAUGGGAGGAUGUCGGGAUGGGAGGAUGGGAGGAUGGGAGGAUGGGAGGAUGGGAGGAUGGUCGGGUGGUGGGAUGGCAAGAUGGCAGGAUGGGAGGAUGGCAGAAUGGCAAGAUCGGAGGAUGGUCGGGCGACAGGAUGGCAGGAUGGCAGGGUUGCAGGAUGCCAGGAUGGCACGACGGUCAGGUGGAGCGGUGAAGCUCAACCAUCGUAUGGUGGGGUGUCGCGUUGAAGCCCGACCAUUGGAUGAGAGGAUGGCAGGAUGGUCGGAUGGUCGGAUGGUCGGAUGGUCAGGCAGUGGGAUGGCACGAUGGGAGGAUGGCAGGAUGGCGGAAUGGCAAGAUCGGAGGAUGGUCGGGUGCCAGGAUGGCAGGAUGGCAGGGUUGCAGGAUGCCAGGAUGGCACGACGGUCAGGUGGAGCGGUGAAGCUCGACCAUCGUAUGGUGGGGUGUCGCGUUGAAGCCCCACCAUCGGAUGGGAGGAUGGGAGGAUGGGAGGAUGGUCGGGUGGUGGGAUGGCAGGAUGGGAGGAUGGCAGGAUGGUGGAAUGGCAAGAUCGGAGGAUAGAUGGGAGGAUGGCGGAAUGGCAAGAUCGGUCGAGCGGCAGGAUGGCAGGAUGGCAGGGUUGCAGGAUGCCAGGAUGGCACGACGGUCAGCCCGACCAUCGGAUGGGAGGAUGGGAGGAUGGCAGGAUGGGAGGAUGAGAGAAUGGUCGGAUGGUCGGGUGGUGGGAUGGCAGGAUGGGAGGAUGGCAGAAUGGCGGAAUGGCAAGAUCGGAGGAUGGUUGGGCGGCAGGAUGUCAGGAUGGCAGGGUUGCAAGAUGCCAGGAUGGCACGGCGGUCAGGUGGAGCGGUAAAGCUCGACCAUCGUAUGGUGGGAUGUCGCGUUGAAGCCCGACCAUCGGAUGGGAGGAUGUCGGGAUGGGAGGAUGGUCGGAUGGUCGGGUGGUGGGAUGGUGGGAUGGGAGAAUGGGAGAAUGGCGAAAUGGCAAGAUCGGAGGAUGGUCGGGCGGCAGGAUGGCAGGAUGGCAGGGUUGCAGGAUGCCAGGAUGGCACGGCGGUCGGGUGGAGCGGUGAAGCUCGACCAUCGUAUGGUGGAGUGUCGCAUCGAAGCUCGACGGGUGUCACGUUGAAGCCCCGCCAUCGGAUAGUAGGGUGUCACGUUGAAGCCCGACCAUCGGAUGGCGCGGCACGACGAUAGGGUGAUGUUUGGAUGGCAGGACUGCAG